Nanorana parkeri is the source of this 968-nucleotide messenger RNA. RefSeq names its product rho GTPase-activating protein 5-like. The transcript has 6 exons. Lineage: Eukaryota; Metazoa; Chordata; Amphibia; Anura; Dicroglossidae. Gene Ontology annotation, biological process: signal transduction. The record is from RefSeq and is a predicted model, not a curated record. Bases 347 to 883 code for a protein of 178 amino acids.
UUGGAAGGGGGGUAUCGAUAAUCCAGCAAUCACUUCUGAUCAGGAGCCGGAUGAAAGAAAGACAAAGAAAAAGCCACCUAAAGUGAAAGAAGACAAGAAGAAAAAGAAGACCAAGCCUUUUAACCCACCGACACGGCGGAACUGGGAGAGCAAUUAUUUUGGCAAGCCCCUUCAGGACCUGGUGACUCCAGAGAAGCCUAUUCCAGUCUUUGUAAAGAAAUGUGUGGACUUCAUUGAGGACUCAGGACUGGGUACAGAAGGUCUGUAUCGUGUGAGUGGCUACAAGACGGACCAAGAUAAUAUUCAGAAACAGUUUGAUCCAGAUAACAAUUUAAACUUGGCUUCAAUGGAGGUGAAUGUGAAUGCUGUGGCUGGUGCUCUGAAGGCAUUCUUUUCAGACCUGCCGGCACCUCUGAUAUCAUAUGUUCAUCACCCAGAUCUUCUGGAAGCUUCAAAAAUCCCAGACAAGAUGGAGAGGCUUCAUGUUUUGAAAGAUAUUUUGCGGGCUUUUCCUCCUGUCAACUUUGAAGUCUUAAAAUAUAUUAUAUCUCAUCUGAACAGGGUCAGUCAACACAAUAAAACCAACCUUAUGACUGCUGACAACCUUUCCAUCUGCUUCUGGCCUACCCUUAUGCGCCCGGAUUUCGAAAACAAGGAGUUCUUCUCGACCACUAAGAACCACCAAUCUGUCAUAGAAACAUUUAUUCAGCAGUGCCAGUUUUUCUUUUUUGAUGGCGAUGUGGUCGAUUCUCCAAGCGUUACCAGUUCUCCGUCAGCACAGCACGGCAGUCCAGGACAACUAGCAACACCUCUAGUCCCUCUGCAGUUCCCUCCUCCACUUCAGCCACAGCUACUACAGCCCACGCUGCAAGCUGACUCUUAGGGCAUCAUAUAAAUGGGCACGACUGUACUGUACUUUAUUUAAUAACCCCAGGUCCUUACUGACAGACCAUAACACAGGAGAAAAA